Molecule: messenger RNA, 324 nt
Organism: Trichomonas vaginalis G3
Lineage: Eukaryota; Parabasalia; Trichomonadida; Trichomonadidae
Product: spectrin binding
Exons: 1
Coding region: 1-324 (107 amino acids)
Cellular component (GO): cytoplasm; nucleus
Molecular function (GO): protein binding
Source: RefSeq, a predicted model, not a curated record
AUGAUUGCAGCCAAAGACAAUAAUAAAGAACUUUUAGAACUUUUAUUAGCUCAUGGUGCAAAUAUCAACGUUGCAAAUAGAAAUGGAGAAACAGCUCUUCAUAUUGCAGCUAAAACUGAUUAUAAUGAUUUAGUAAAUUUUCUAGUUUUGCAUGGAUCAAACAUCAAUGCAAAGAACAAAGAUUCAGAAACUGCUCUUCAUCUUGCUGCUAGAAGACAUAAUAUAGAAAUGGCAGAAAUCCUUAUGUCAAAUGGUGCAAAAGUUAAUAUAAAAAACCAAUAUGGGGAAACUCCUCUUCAAUAUUUGCUUCCAACAUAUGAUUAA